Messenger RNA from Staurois parvus, 336 nucleotides. NCBI's taxonomy places the organism in Eukaryota, Metazoa, Chordata, Amphibia, Anura, Ranidae. The record is from the annotation of a GenBank genome assembly.
AUGCAAGUGCCGGUUCUCGGCUGCACUUUACUCACGCUGUCAGAUCGUGAGGAAAGUACUGCCGAGAACCGGCAGUUGUCAGAGCGGGGAUCGGCACCGAUCAUCAGGGCACUUAUGAUCAGUGCCCUGAUGAUCGGUGCCCAGCAAUGCCACCCGCAAGUUCCGCCCACCUGUGCCCAGCAAUCACCCACCUGUGCCCAGCAGUGCACCCACCUGUGCCCAGCAGUGCACCCACCUGUGCCACUCUGCAGUGUCACACACCUGUGCCCAGAAGUGCCACCUACCUGUGCCCAGCAGUGCCACCCACCUGUGCCCACCCACCUGUGCCCACCAGUG